UACUUCCUAGAAACAGCAAGUACGCUGCUCAACCCUGCCUGAACUUUCCUGUAAACAGCCACUGACAGACUGCAUCCCUGCUGGGUGGAUCCUGCGACUCCUAGAGGGAAUGGCACUUCUUGUUUUUAAUUAGCAAGGUGAAAGGUGAAUUAAAACUAGCAGUUUGGCAAGUCAGUGCAAGAGGCUGACUUCUGAGAGGCUUCCAGGAGCCCGAAGAGAGGACCUCCACGGGAGAAGAGAGUGCGUGUGCGUGUGCUCGGUUUUUUUUUUUUUUUUUUUUUUUUCUGAAUGAACAGCUUUGCCUAAGUGACUGAAAAAUACAGCUUCUUCCUGAAUCUACCGGCGUAGUUGCUGAAGAGAGCUCUAGACAGGACAUGGCUCUGAAGACUCACUCUUUGGAAUGUCCUCUUGCUCCCGGCUUAUAAACAACUGUCCUGAGGAAAGAAAGGUUUUACAUAGCCAAAUACAGCCUGACAAAUGGCACUUCGUAACUGUGCUUUCUGAUGACAACGCAUUCGAUUUCUGACAAAGCCUCUCGCACGCUGCCCCUGGAGGGAAGUCCUAAGUAAAACUCAGACCCUCCUUAAAGUGAGGAGCGAGGGCUUGGACGGUGAACACGGCAGCAUGGCAUCCGCGGGGUACAUUAUCACCUUGCUCCUGUGGGGUUACUUACUGGAGCUUUGGACAGGAGGUCAUACAGCUGAUACUACCCACCCCCGGUUACGCCUGUCACAUAAAGAGCUCUUGAAUCUGAACAGAACAUCAAUAUUUCAUAGCCCAUUUGGAUUUCUUGAUCUCCAUACAAUGCUGCUGGAUGAAUAUCAAGAGCGGCUCUUCGUGGGAGGCAGGGACCUUAUAUAUUCCCUCAGCUUGGAGAGAAUCAGUGACGGCUAUAAAGAGAUACACUGGCCUAGUACAGCUCUAAAAAUGGAAGAAUGCAUAAUGAAGGGAAAAGAUGCGGGUGAAUGUGCAAAUUAUGUUCGAGUUUUGCAUCACUAUAACAGAACACACCUUCUGACUUGUGGUACUGGAGCUUUUGAUCCAGUUUGUGCCUUCAUCAGAGUUGGGUAUCAUUUGGAGGAUCCUCUGUUUCACCUGGAAUCACCCAGAUCUGAGAGAGGAAGGGGCAGAUGUCCUUUUGACCCCAGCUCCUCCUUCAUCUCCACUUUAAUUGGUAGUGAAUUGUUUGCUGGACUCUACAGUGACUACUGGAGCAGAGACGCUGCAAUCUUCCGCAGCAUGGGGCGACUGGCCCAUAUCCGCACUGAGCAUGACGACGAGCGUCUGUUGAAAGAACCAAAAUUUGUAGGUUCAUACAUGAUUCCUGACAAUGAAGACAGAGAUGACAACAAAGUAUAUUUCUUUUUUACUGAGAAGGCACUGGAGGCAGAAAACAAUGCCCACGCAAUUUACACCAGGGUCGGGCGACUCUGUGUGAAUGAUGUAGGAGGGCAGAGAAUACUGGUGAAUAAGUGGAGCACUUUCCUAAAAGCGAGACUCGUUUGCUCAGUACCGGGAAUGAAUGGGAUUGACACACAUUUUGAUGAAUUAGAGGACGUUUUUUUGCUGCCUACCAGAGAUCAUAAGAAUCCAGUGAUAUUUGGACUCUUUAACACUACCAGUAAUAUUUUUCGAGGGCAUGCUAUAUGUGUCUAUCAUAUGUCUAGCAUUCGGGCAGCCUUCAACGGACCAUAUGCACAUAAGGAAGGACCUGAAUACCACUGGUCAGUCUAUGAAGGAAAAGUCCCUUAUCCAAGGCCUGGUUCUUGUGCCAGCAAAGUAAAUGGAGGGAGAUACGGAACCACCAAGGACUAUCCCGAUGAUGCCAUCCGAUUUGCAAGAAGUCAUCCACUAAUGUACCAGGCCAUAAAACCUGCCCAUAAAAAACCAAUAUUGGUAAAAACAGACGGAAAAUAUAAUCUGAAACAAAUAGCAGUGGAUCGAGUGGAAGCUGAGGAUGGUCAAUAUGAUGUCUUGUUUAUUGGGACAGAUAAUGGAAUUGUGCUGAAAGUAAUCACAAUUUACAACCAAGAAAUGGAAUCAAUGGAAGAAGUAAUUCUAGAAGAACUUCAGAUAUUCAAGGAUCCAGUUCCUAUUAUUUCUAUGGAGAUUUCUUCAAAGCGACAACAGCUGUAUAUUGGAUCUGCUUCUGCUGUGGCUCAAGUCAGAUUCCAUCACUGUGACAUGUAUGGAAGUGCUUGUGCUGACUGCUGCCUGGCUCGAGACCCUUACUGUGCCUGGGAUGGCAUAUCCUGUUCCCGGUAUUACCCAACCGGCACGCAUGCGAAAAGGCGUUUCCGGAGACAAGAUGUUCGACAUGGAAAUGCAGCUCAGCAGUGCUUUGGACAACAGUUUGUUGGGGAUGCUUUGGAUAAGACUGAAGAGCAUCUGGCUUAUGGCAUAGAGAACAACAGUACUUUGCUGGAAUGUACUCCACGAUCUUUACAAGCAAAAGUUAUCUGGUUUGUACAGAAAGGACGGGAGACAAGAAAAGAGGAGGUGAAGACAGAUGACAGAGUGGUUAAGAUGGACCUUGGUUUACUCUUCCUAAGGUUACACAAAUCAGAUGCUGGGACCUAUUUUUGCCAGACGGUAGAGCACAGCUUUGUCCAUACUGUCCGUCAAAUCACCUUGGAGGUAGUGGAAGAGGAGAAAGUCGAGGAUAUGUUUAACAAGGACGAUGAGGAGGACAGGCAUCACAGGAUGCCUUGUCCUGCCCAGAGUAGUGUCUCACAGGGAGCAAAACCAUGGUACAAGGAAUUCUUGCAACUGAUCGGUUAUAGCAACUUCCAGAGAGUGGAAGAAUACUGCGAGAAAGUAUGGUGCACAGAUAGGAAGAGGAAAAAGCUUAAAAUGUCACCCUCCAAGUGGAAGUACGCCAACCCUCAGGAAAAGAAGCUCCGUUCCAAACCUGAGCAUUACCGCCUGCCCAGGCACACGCUGGACUCCUGAUGGGGUGAGACUAUCUACUGUCUUUUGAAGAAUUUAUAUUUGGAAUGUAAAAAAUAAAUCAUCCAACUUCUUUGCAUUACUUAAAAGAGAUUUCUGUAAUACAGGAAUGACUAUGAAGGUGUUAUAAUAAAUUAUUCUACAUACUCGUUUGACUGGAUAAAUUUCACAUACAAUUAACUAAUUUUUUAAAUAAAUGCAUUGCUUAAUGGUUUCUCAUUAUGUUUAUCAAAAAACAAUAUAGCUGUAAUUUUCAGUACUUGGCUGCUUUUCCGUGAAGAUUAUUAUUUUAGUUUUGGAAGACUUAAGAGUAUUAGAAUAUUGAAGAAAAAUUGGAGAAUUUUAUAAUCAUGGUAAAUAUAAAACUAAAUAUGUUUUAAUAUUUCAGAAUGUUUCUUUUCCACCACAAUGUAAGAUAUGCAGAAUACAAGAUACUUUGUCAUUCUCAUGUGAACUUUCUGUACUCUUUAAGGAUUUUUUUAUUAGUGUUGUUUAAGUCAUGAGUGUUAAGUAGCAGGUGUGUUGUGACUGCUGUAACCCAUGAAAGGAAAAAUGUGGUCGUUCUGAGGCUUGUGCCCUUCGUAAAAUAUUCAUUAAAGCAUACUCACAAUAUUUUUGCUUUAUAACACAGUCUUUAAAUUUCACUCACUGUGGAAAGAAAAACUAAGGUAACUUCUCAGAAAGAUAUCAAAGAAUGUCAAAUCAGAUGAAGUUAUAGUUAGAAUUCUAACUACUGUAAAAGAUUUUUGCUGCCCUCUUGUGGUAAGAAAAAGUAUAUUCUCACACAUUUCUUUUUUCUCUACAGACGGGUAUCUGUUUAGGAAAGAUUUGAAAGCAGAUUAUCAGUAGAUACAUCGAUACAUCAAGUUCAUUUGCAGAAACAAAUAACUGAAAUAAAAAACACAUUAAUCCUUAUAUCAUACUUUAAUAUGAAAGUAUUGUUUAUAGAUAAUUUAUUAUCUCGCAGGUCAAAAAUGAAGAUUUUGCAGCACUGAAGAUCUAUUAAAGCCCCAAAGUUUAAGUUUCUAAAUAAUCUUCGCUGAAAUCUAAAAUAUAUUAUAACAACCAUGCUUUAUUUGUGAAAAAGUAUUAAAGUGAUUUGCUCUCAAA
Messenger RNA from Piliocolobus tephrosceles (Ugandan red Colobus), 4059 nucleotides. It is a transcript of the gene SEMA3E, whose product is annotated as semaphorin 3E. Lineage: Eukaryota; Metazoa; Chordata; Mammalia; Primates; Cercopithecidae. The record is from RefSeq and is a predicted model, not a curated record. Gene Ontology annotation, molecular function: chemorepellent activity; semaphorin receptor binding. Gene Ontology annotation, cellular component: plasma membrane. Bases 625 to 2952 code for a protein of 775 amino acids. Gene Ontology annotation, biological process: axon guidance; neural crest cell migration; positive regulation of cell migration. The transcript has 17 exons.